Messenger RNA from Cuscuta epithymum, 1704 nucleotides. NCBI's taxonomy places the organism in Eukaryota, Viridiplantae, Streptophyta, Magnoliopsida, Solanales, Convolvulaceae. The record is from the annotation of a GenBank genome assembly.
UAAAAGCAGGCAUCUUUCUUUUCCUUGGCGGCAAAAGUGGAAACAGAACCCCUUUUAUAUUGAUUUUUAGGCAGUGGGGUGAGAACUGAGAUUCCAUUGCACUGCGAGAGAGAAGAUGGACGGCAGGAUGGGCCCAAAAAUUGCACAGUUAGCCCAAGUCCACGAAGAAGAAUAGGACGGCCGCAUAACUCCUCAGGCAUCAACUAUCUUGUGCUAGUCGUUCUUCGAUUCUUGUACGCAGACGGGCGACGGCAGAUACGGAGUGACGGAGACACCCACCGCCACCGGCCACCGGAUACCGGCCACCUCCCACCGCCCAGUCGCCCACCGGCUAGUCUGCUACCGCCUACCGCCUACCGCACGGCUGCACCGCCACUGCCCAGUGCCCACUUGGCCACUUGCCACACGUCUACAACCAGGUUUUUUCACAGGGCAUCCAUUUACUCAGGACCGGCCCUGAUGGACGGUAUGACGGCGAGGGUGGAGAAGCAGGUGCUGCUUUUCCACUGUGUAGAGAUGGAAGACCUGGCUCGCAAUGUCGCUUCACAAUCUCCUUCUAUUCAACUACAAUCCAUUAACUGGAGGAGUUUCGAUGAUGGCUUUCCCAAUCUUUUUAUAAACAAUGCGCAAAACAUUAGAGGACAGCAUGUUGCAUUUCUGGCAUCUUUCAGCUCACCAGCAGUGAUCUUUGAGCAGCUCUCUGUCAUAUUUGCACUCCCAAGGCUUUUUGUUGCUUCUUUCACAUUGGUGUUGCCUUUCUUCCCAACGGGUUCCUUUGAGAGGAUGGAAGAGGAGGGGGAUGUAGCCACUGCAUUUACUAUGGCAAGAAUAUUGUCCAAUAUUCCCAUUUCAAGAGGUGGCCCCACCAGCUUAGUCAUCUAUGACAUCCAUGCCUUGCAGGAAAGGUUUUACUUUGGAGACCAAGUUUUGCCUUUAUUUGAGACUGGAAUUCCAUUAUUAAAACAACGUCUUCUGAAGCUUCCAAAACAUGAUAAAAUAGUUGUUGCAUUCCCAGAUGAUGGAGCUUGGAAGCGGUUUUACAAGCAAUUUAGCAACUACCCUGCUGUUAUAUGCACAAAGGUUCGUGAAGGUGAUAAGAGGAUUGUCAGACUAAAAGAAGGCAAUCCCGAAGGUUGUCAUGUGAUCAUCGUUGAUGAUUUGGUGCAAUCUGGAGGUACUCUAAUUGAGUGCCAGAAAGUGUUGGCAGCCCAUGGUGCAGCAAAGGUGAGUGCUUAUGUCACCCAUGGUGUUUUCCCUAAGCGGUCAUGGGAGCGCUUCCUGCACAAGGAUGGAGGAGGCUCAGAGAAAGCAUUUACCCACUUUUGGAUCACCGAUUCAUGCCCAUUCACUGUAAAUGCCAUUGCCAACAAAGCUCCAUUUGAAGUGUUAAGUCUGGCUGGAUCUAUUGCCGAUGCUCUUCAAAUAUGAUUGAAUACAACCAGCUUAAACGUUUGCAACUGGAGUAGAGUUCAGGAACUGUGGACCUUGCUAUUUUCUUUCUCUCCUUAACUAGUCCCUUCUUUUUAUGGAUUAAUCCCUUCUUUUUAUGGAUCUUAUUUUACGCUGUAAUAAGUUAACAUAUGCCCUUAUUAGUCAUUAAUUUUUUUUUCCUGCAUAUCAAGAAUUUUCACUUCGUUGUGCUCAGUGAAUUUUUUUGUUCUGUUUAUUUUUGUUUUGGGUACUCUCUUGGCGUUUAGCACUUUU